Molecule: messenger RNA, 621 nt
Organism: Penicillium cinerascens
Lineage: Eukaryota; Fungi; Ascomycota; Eurotiomycetes; Eurotiales; Aspergillaceae
Exons: 3
Coding region: 1-621 (206 amino acids)
Source: RefSeq, a predicted model, not a curated record
AUGGUUAUGAUCUCGUCCAAAACCUUCAUCCAGGUGCACGCGGUGCUCCUGGUUGUGAUCGCCGGCUAUCUGAUCAAAAGUCCGGAGCUCAUUACCGAUUCCGACAUGGUGUUCAUGAUGGGAGAAGCCUUGAAAAUCGACUUCCCUACCGCGACAAACCCGCUCCAGUCUCCCUUUGUCUACUGCGCCAUUCUGCUAUUCGGUGAAGCUCUCGUUGAUCUCGUCCUCUUGUCCACCAUCCCCUUCCACGAAGCUUUGGACGAAGCUCUGCCCUAUAUCCGACCUCUCCGAAACGGUAAUCUCCCAGCAGAGGACCUCCAGAUUCUCGCCAAGCUGCCCGAGUACAUCACGAAGUCUCUGACAAUUUACUGGAAUGUCUGGACUGCCAUUGCCGGGUUCCGAUUCGCCGCCUACGGCGCUCUCUCGCUCUACAUCUACCAAAGCCAGGGCGCAUACUAUACCGCUGCAGCUGCAGUUACUGGCCUGAACCGACUGAAGCACCGCGUGGUCUUCAUGUAUGCGUUCAUGGAGAUGAUGACUUGGUUCUGGGCAUUCUCGACCCUUCGUCAGGAGCGACAGGAGAGAUUGACCAAGCUGCUGGAGGAUGCUCGUGAAGGUUAA